Nannochloropsis gaditana CCMP526 is the source of this 1059-nucleotide messenger RNA. RefSeq lists its product as uncharacterized. The transcript has 3 exons. Bases 56 to 754 code for a protein of 232 amino acids. Gene Ontology annotation, molecular function: protein binding. The record is from RefSeq and is a predicted model, not a curated record.
CUACAGCGGUGAAGAUUCCAGGAUUUCUCUUCCUUUCAGCCAACCCAGCUCCACCAUGCGCUCCCCUCCGCUCCGUCCCUCCCUCCACCUCUUCUUCCUUCUCUCCCUGCUCGCCUUGGUCUGGUCUCCUGCCUCCUUCCCUGGGGCUACCGCUGUCGACGUUCAAGAAGUAGCCGGUCUGGAAGGCGAUGCCGUCGGGGGGGGUCCUUCCUCCUCCUCUUCUUCACUUACUUUGGUGUACUUUGGGAUGCCGUUUAAGAUCGAUGACCUUGAUUUUUCCGAAGCGGCAGGACUGACCAUUGCGGACGUCAAGAAGAGGAUCGAAGCCGAGUACGCGAUUCCUGCAACGGAGCAGUCCCUCUUCUUGGGGACCUCCCUAUUGGACGACACCGCCACCUUAAGCGCAGCCAACAUCACCCCUGGUUCCACGCUUGAAGUGAGGCACGAAAUCGCCUUGAAAGAAGGAGUGGAGCUCCCCGCGGAGAAACAUGACUUCUCCUUUGAGGAACUUAAGGAGUACUUUAACAUCGAUUUGGCAAGUUUUCGCGCCAAAUGGGAGGCAACUCAGGAGGAAAUGAAGCAGGAGGUGUUGGAAAGCGUGGAGGAAGGCCGGCAAAUUUUGCAACAUGUGGGCGCGAGCCUCCGGAAGCUCGGGCAUUUUUUCCAAAAAAUGGCGCGAAAAUGUCUGGGGCUCCUUCAGGCGGUGGGGAGGUUGUUCACGGGAGGGAAGAAGGGAGGGAAGGAGGAGCUGUAAAGGCAACGGAUCAAGGGAGGAGAGGUGCAGGGAGGGAGGAGGGGAAGGAGGAAAAGAGGGGAGGGCGCAAAAAAGGGUUGAUAUUUAAGGGGAGGGAGGAGGGGAAGGAGGAAGGGAGGGGAGGGCGCAAAAAAGGGUUGAUAUUUAAAACUCGAGCGAGCGAAGGAGGGGGAAAUGAAACGAAAAAAUGAGGAGGACAGGAGCGAGAGGAUGCAGCAAAACGGGCUCGAGAAGGGGCUGAAUUGAUUUAACAAAACAUGGUGUGAGAGGUCUCCCUGGCCGGCAGAAAGAGUGUGGGAGGGAAG